AUGAGUAUUAUAAUACCUAUAGUGUCUGUAGUAGGAUUUCUUGCUUCAAUAGUUGCAUUUGGUAUAAGCAUAGAGUACGAUAAUUUUCUAAUGAUCUUAGUUUAAAAAUUCAAUUGGGAUCGAUGUCCUUAGACAUUAGUAGAACAGCAUUUUUCAGAACAAGGGAAAUCUAUGCUUCCUAGAUUCCAUAUUUAGAAGUAAAUAUUUGAACUAUAAUAAAUAGGCAGUUGCGUUCAGUAUAUUUCUCUUUAUAGCCAUUGUAAGAAUGGUUGAAUACUUUAAGAUGUAAUUUAUAAUAAAAAAGGGAUAGUGACUACAAGAUGAUAAUAAGUAACAAUUAAGAUCCUGAAGUUUAUUAUUUAACUAAGGCAAAAUUAUAAUAAGCCUUAGAAUGGAGUAAUAUAGCUGUGACUUAAGCUUUUAUAAUUCUAACCUUAGUAUGAAUUACUUUAAAUUAGGCAUUAGCUUUAUUAAUAGGAAUAGUAUUCUGUGCGAAUGGUCAUUUUUAUGCCUAAGAGUUGAUUAAAAAAUUCAUAAAAAUUGAGAAGCUAUCAGAUUCGGAUAAGUAUGUAAUAUAAUUCAUGAUUUUAGAAAUACACUAUCAGAACUAGAUUCCUAAUCUGUAAAAUUCAAUGUCAUAAUUGCACUUAAUGCAAUAGCCUUGACCUGUGUGUUCUUACAAUUUUUAAUAAUAAUAAUAAAAAAGUUGAGAUUAUGAC
Messenger RNA from Paramecium pentaurelia, 719 nucleotides. The record is from the annotation of a GenBank genome assembly. Lineage: Eukaryota; Ciliophora; Oligohymenophorea; Peniculida; Parameciidae.